This is a messenger RNA of Camelus dromedarius (Arabian camel), 981 nucleotides long. RefSeq names its product olfactory receptor 1S1. Lineage: Eukaryota; Metazoa; Chordata; Mammalia; Artiodactyla; Camelidae. The coding region runs from base 1 to 966 and encodes 321 amino acids. Gene Ontology annotation, molecular function: G protein-coupled receptor activity; olfactory receptor activity. Gene Ontology annotation, biological process: G protein-coupled receptor signaling pathway. The record is from RefSeq and is a predicted model, not a curated record. The transcript has a single exon. Gene Ontology annotation, cellular component: plasma membrane.
AUGAAGACCUUGUGUUCCUUUCUCCAGGUCGGCAGAAAUAUGCAUCAAGGAAACCAAACCACCGUCUCUGAAUUCCUCCUCCGGGGACUCUCCAACUGGGCUGAGCAGCAGAAGCUCCUCUUGGUGCUUUUCCUGGGUAUGUACCUGGUCACCGUGGGUGGAAAUGGGCUCAUCAUUCUGGCCGUUGGCUUGGAUUCUUACCUUCACACCCCCAUGUACCUCUUCCUUGCCAAUCUAUCCUUUGCUGAUCUUUCCUCCAUUUCCACCUCAGUCCCCAACAUGCUGAUGAAUAUUCAGACCAAGAGCCAAUCCAUCUCCUAUGAGAGCUGCAUCACACAGAUGUAUUUUUCUAUUGUGUUUGUUGUCAUUGACAACUUCCUCUUGGGGGUCAUGGCCUAUGACCGUUUUGUGGCUAUCUGCCACCCCCUGAGCUACACAACCAUCAUGGAACCCAGGCUCUGCAUUUUGCUCACAGUCAUCCCGUGGGUCCUCAGUAAUGCUGUUGCCCUAACACACACUCUCCUGCUCCUUCCAUUGCUCUUCUGUGACAGCAAUGCUCUCCCACACUUCUUCUGUGACUUGGCCCCUCUGCUCAGGCUGUCCUGCUCAGACACAGUCGUCAAUGAGCUUGUGUUGCUUGUCGUGGGCUUAUCAGUCAUCACCUUCCCCUUCUCCCUCAUCCUCUUCUCCUACGUCCGCAUCGUCAGGGCUGUCCUGAGACUCGCAUGCACAGAGGGGAAGUGGAAAGCCUUCUCCACCUGUGGCUCUCACCUGGCAGUUGUCUUACUCUUCUAUGGGACCAUGGUGGGGGUUUACUUCUGUCCCUCGUUCACUCACCCUGACGACAGAGAUCAGAUUGGUGCAGUGCUGUUCACUGUGGUGGCACCCAUGAUGAACCCCUUCAUCUACAGCCUGAGGAACAAGGACAUGAAAGGUGCCCUGAGAAAACUCAUCUGUAGGAAAUAGGGUUCUCCCUUUGAU